AUUACAUUCAAAGUUUUGAAAUUUUUGUUUUUGAUAUUUUUUAGAUGUUGUGAAAUAUGAAUUCAUAAAGUUAAUUGUCUCGGUCACACGACUUGUUACAAUCUUCACACUUAAACAAAAUUCCAUAUAAAUUGUGUUGGCGGUCGCGUAUACUAUCAUUUGUUGACGGUCACCCUGUGCUGUUCGUGAUUAUCAUUUACUUAGCGUCCAUGUGACUGAUAAAUAUAUCAAGCCACAGUUAAAUAUAUUUCUUGAGUCAAAACUACAAUAUGAGUCAAUCACGUCUUGCUUCUUGUAUACCGCUUCCACUAGACAACAAAGUACUUUCAAGUGUAGUAGAAAAAGCAAAAGAUUGGGCACUGAUGCAUGGUGUGGGGAUGAGAGAUAAAGCACAUUUCUCAAAGGAUACCAUCCAGAUUGCUCCUUUUGUGUUACUGCCAUCACCUUUUCCAAGAACAGAGUUCACAAAAGCGGUGGACUUACAACCAGUCUUGAAUGAACUAAUGCAUAAGGUUUCUCAUGAUGAUGAAUUUCUCGAAAAAACCCUUCAAAAUGCCCUUGAAGUUGACGACUUUACCGCCAAGCUGUAUAACAUUUGGAUAAAAGUUCGCGAAGAAGGAAUAACACAGCCAAUAUCAUUAGGGAUGCUGCGAUCUGACAUCAUGCUGGAGUCGCGUUGUCCCCACACUGAAAACCAGUGUGCCAAGCACACUCCAUACUGUUCCUGGAAGCAGGUGGAAAUCAACAGUAUCGCAUCCGGUUUCGGUCACCUGGGACCCUCUCUAAGCCUGGGUCUAUUUCGCUCCGACUACUUGAUGCAGCAACCAGACAGCAAUCGAAUAAAACAAGUGGAGUUUAACACGGUGGCAGCGAGUUUCGGCGCCAUCACCUCUUAUCUUCCCUCCAUGUUUCGUUAUGUCUUGAGGCAAUUGGGACAUGGUGAACUUAUCAAAAACAUGCCAGAAAACAGGGCCCUGUCAGGUUUGUGCUCGGGUAUAAUCGAGGCCUACGACAUGUUCGGUGUUCCCUCCGCAGUGGUGCUCUUUGUGGUCGAAGAAGUCUCCUACAAUAUUUGUGAUCAGCGAUUCCACGAGUUCGAGAUAUCCGAGAAACGGCCGGAUAUUAUGAUCUACAGGAAGACGUUGAACGAAAUUUACGAAGAGGCCGAGUUGAACGACAAGAAACAGCUGGUCAUAGAGGGUCGGGCCGUGGCGGUGGUGUACUACAGGUCCGGCUACGAGCCGGCCCAGUACCCCUCGCAGAAGGAGUGGGACGCCAGGCUCAAGGUCGAGAGAUCGUCGGCCAUCAAGUGUCCGUCGAUCCACUACCAACUCGCGGGCACCAAGAAGGUGCAACAGGCGUUGGCGGCCCCCGGAGCCCUCGAGAGGUUCAUGGCCGAAGGGGAGCUGAGGUCCCGGGUUCGAGACAUCUUUACGGGGCUCUACUCUCUGGACUUCGACGACAACGGGGAGAGGGCCGUCGAAAUGGCGAUCGCCGACGCGGAAAGAUUCGUAUUGAAACCCCAACGCGAAGGAGGCGGAAACAACUUGUACGGCGCCGAUGUGAAGGAAGCGCUUUUGAGGAUGAGACACAGUCGCGAACGAGCGGCCUAUAUUCUCAUGGAGAGGAUAUUGCCACCCUUGAUAUCGGGUUACGUCGUGCGUCCGAACGCAGCCGUCCCUCCGUCUCUAUGCGAUCUGGUCUCCGAACUCGGCAUCUUUGGAGUUAUUAUUGGGAACAAAGAGAAGAUCUACAUCAACCGCCAAGUGGGUCACAUGCUCCGGACGAAACUGGCCGACGCCAACGAAGGGGGCGUGGCUGCGGGCCUGGGCGCUUUGGACUCGCCCUACUUACUCGAUUUAUAGUUAAUCAUUGUUUUGUUUAUUUUUAUAUUAAUCAGCUAUUUCUUAUUGUUAUGUCUAAUUUUAACGUGAAUUUUAUAUUUUUUAUAUUGUCAUCAAUUUGAAUCGUACUAUAAUACGUAAGCCUUUACGUAGUUUGAUUUAGUUGACGAAAUGUUUACGAUCUGUUUUCUUUUUCAUAGCAAGUCAAUGUUUAUGUGAAUUAGAUUUUUAUACUAUAUGCAUUCCUAUGUCAUGUCAAUUCCUAUGACACUUCGUUAACUUAAAGGCAAAAAACGCACAUUCACUAUGAGAUUGUAAAUAUUGUGAUGUUUGGAGGCUGUUUAAAGCAAAAUGAAGGGUUAAAUUUUAAUAAAUUCAAUUUUGUGA
Pieris rapae (cabbage white) is the source of this 2231-nucleotide messenger RNA. Its product is annotated as glutathione synthetase. Gene Ontology annotation, cellular component: cytosol. The transcript has 12 exons. The record is from RefSeq and is a predicted model, not a curated record. Lineage: Eukaryota; Metazoa; Arthropoda; Insecta; Lepidoptera; Pieridae. Gene Ontology annotation, molecular function: glutathione binding; ATP binding; glutathione synthase activity. Gene Ontology annotation, biological process: glutathione biosynthetic process. Bases 270 to 1865 code for a protein of 531 amino acids.